AUGUUUGUACACAUCUGGGAGUCACGUGCGAAGUCAGGACCGGACCGAACAGGAGAAGGCGCCCGCCGCCCGUCCUGUCCCUUCGCCAGGAGCACCCUCUGCAAAGGCGCCCGAGCACCCGCCGAGCAGCGCAGGCGGCAGCAGACAGCCCCCUCCACGAACCUCUUCGGGGUGGGGUGGGCGGAAUCUGCCUGGGCCUCGCCCGCGACUGCAGCAGCCCCGCGGGCAGGAAGGGACGGGCCUGCCCCACCACCGACGCUAGGAGUUGCUGCCAAGCGCCAAGGAAGCAGCGGCCCGCCGACGGACGGGGCGCGCCAGACACGCGAGGAGGUGCGGCUGCACCCACGACGGCGCCACCUCCGACACGCGCCCGGGAAGGGGGCAGCCCCAGGGAGCGCGGGCCAAAGGGAACCCCCUCCGCGCCGUCUGGCUUCUCCCCGCCCGCUCCUUGAGGCGCCCCCUCGGGACAGGGAGGACAUCGCCCCCACCCCAAAACCAAUUAAUUCCGCUCAGAAGCAGGAAAGAAAGAGUUGUCCCCCCGCGCGGAAUGAGGAGGGGCGCCUUCCUACCUGGGGGACGCGGCGGAGGCUCCUGCGGGCGCCACUGGAUUCUGGGUGGGGGAGGAGCGAGGGGGACGGAGCGCGACCUCCUCGCCGUCCUCCCCCGACAGCCACGCCCCCUGCAGCAAGAGAAACUAUUGCUCGCCCCUGCACAUGCCCAGAGCCACCCUGA
This is a messenger RNA of Rhineura floridana, 732 nucleotides long. RefSeq names its product basic proline-rich protein-like. NCBI's taxonomy places the organism in Eukaryota, Metazoa, Chordata, Lepidosauria, Squamata, Rhineuridae. The record is from RefSeq and is a predicted model, not a curated record. The transcript is spliced from 2 exons. The coding region runs from base 1 to 732 and encodes 243 amino acids.